Molecule: messenger RNA, 1810 nt
Organism: Diachasmimorpha longicaudata
Lineage: Eukaryota; Metazoa; Arthropoda; Insecta; Hymenoptera; Braconidae
Exons: 6
Coding region: 604-1482 (292 amino acids)
Source: RefSeq, a predicted model, not a curated record
UCAGAUUUCCACCCCUCUGACUCGUUUCGCGGGCAAAUUCAAUUAAAUUCCCUUAAGAAACUCCUUAGGGUUUAAGAUACAGAGGCGUUGAAAGAAGAGAGCGUAGAGGUAAGUGGGAAGAAAGAAAAAAAAAAACUAUAAUGAUGGGGGUGAAGGGGGUGCGUUCUAUAUCCCUUCUUCUCCUACAAUACUUGAUGAGGUGGUGGAAAGCGAGGAUUGUGUGCGCGGGCGCGUGAGACAGGCGCAAAUGCUUGCUGUUGCAGCAUCCCCCGCAUCAGUUGCAACUCUGAAUUUCAAGAGUUCAUUUUCAUUCCACAUCCUUACAGUAUCUACUUCUACACCAUUCGUCUAAUUGUGAACAGUUACAUUGAACAUAAGACAAUGUUUUUCUCAACGUUCCAGAUAGUGAUGCCAUAAGUGAAUAAUUGUGUUCAUCAGUGUAGGAUAGAAAUAAUAAAUUUCUACAUUUGUACUUUAGAUAUUUUUUUUAUUAUCACAACUGUUUAACAAUAAAAUAUAUCACAUGUUUUUAAUUCAUUGAGUGACGGUUAUCUGGUCGACCCGAGGGAAUUUUUACUGUAUCGGACGUUGGAAUCGACGAGGAUGGAUGUUAAUGUUAAAUUAAUUUCAAUCUACUGCCUUUUGGUGUUCAUACCUGGAACGUUGGGUGUGAAAAACGUUAAAAUCAUUGUACCGCCAAUCGUGAGAUCUGGAGAUACAGUAUCACUAACGUGUCUGUAUGAUCUUGAAAAAGGCCCACUUUACACUAUUAAAUGGUAUCUGAAUGAUCAGGAAUUUUAUCAAUAUGUACCGAAGGCUGAACAACCGCAGAACAGCUAUCUCAUCUGGAAGGACAUGAAAAUUGACGUUUCCAAAUCUGAUAGCCAUGAUGUGACUCUCUUCAAUGUGUCCAGAGAAAUGACCGGAUUCUAUAAAUGUGAAAUCACUGAAGACUACCCUUCAUAUCAUACGGCCAUACUCGGUGGACGAAUGCAAGUAGCAGUUGUUCCAGAGGACGAUCCAGUACUAAUUCUUGGAAGACGCCGUUUAUCACCAGGUGACACAUUGAGAGCUAACUGUACCUCGGGAGCAGGUUCUCCUGCUCCAAACAUAACGUGGACUAUCAAUGGUACCCCGAGAAAUGACUCGUUGAUUACUCGAAGGGAAAUCUUGGAGACGAAUCAAAUGUGGGAAAGCACAUCGGACUUGGAAUUGAAGCUCUCUAGUGAUCACUUUCAAGACAGCCAACUUCGAUUGCGUUGUUUUGUUUCUAUAGAUGGUGUUUACACUUCCACAGCCGAAACUGUAAUUACAGAGGAUAAACCGUUAAUUGCCUCCAUCACUGGUGAUGCAUCACCUCACAGUCACCGUGCCAACGGAUGCGAUGCAACAUUCUGGAUACCUCAAUCUGCAGCCUAUCUCCGGGGAAGAGAAUUUUCCCUCGCAGUAUCCAUCCUCCUGCUCAGUGACUUAUGCAGAUAGCUCAAUUACUGAUUGAAAAGUCACUGACAUCGUCCAUGUAAACCUAGUAGUCUAGGGCUUCCAGUUACAAAUAUAUGAAGGGAAUGAUAUGUAUGGAGUAGAUAGAGAAUGAUUUUCAUUAAAUAACUGAGUAAAAGUCGUCAUAUAUGUGACGGUAUUCUCAUUGAAUGAUUCAUUGAGACCGCAAGAGCGGGAUAAGGAUACGUUAUGUUAGGAAACAAAGUGAUAAAAACAGUUUACUUUCAAGCAUGUUAUCUUUUGAUGUAAAUUGUUGACAAAGCAUUAAUAAAGUAAGAAAACGAUGGUAAGUUAUAAUCAAAUUGUAGUU